This is a messenger RNA of Trichosurus vulpecula (common brushtail), 444 nucleotides long. It is a transcript of the gene AGRP, whose product is annotated as agouti related neuropeptide. The record is from RefSeq and is a predicted model, not a curated record. Lineage: Eukaryota; Metazoa; Chordata; Mammalia; Diprotodontia; Phalangeridae. Gene Ontology annotation, molecular function: type 1 melanocortin receptor binding; neuropeptide hormone activity. The coding region runs from base 1 to 444 and encodes 147 amino acids. Gene Ontology annotation, cellular component: extracellular region. Gene Ontology annotation, biological process: adult feeding behavior; positive regulation of feeding behavior; hormone-mediated signaling pathway. The transcript is spliced from 3 exons.
AUGUUGAAUGCUUUGCUGCUGAGCUGGGCCAUGCUGCAGGGAUUGCCCACCACCCUGGGUGCCCAGCCCACUCAGCAGUACCCAGAGGCCAUCGGCUCCAGACUGAGUAGGUCAAGUCAGGCUCUGUACUCUGGGCUCCUGCACUCACCUCCUGCAGCAUCUUUGGGACUCUCAGGCCCUGGUAUACAGCCAGAACUGGAGCAGAUGGCAUCCGAGCUGGCAGAAGAAUCCCUCCUGCAAGACCCUGAGGCUCUGGCACCUGGGAUGCCGGGUCCGAUGAACCGCGAAGAUCGCUCCCCACGGCGCUGUGUUCGCCUUCUCGAGUCCUGCCUGGGUCACCAGGUCCCCUGCUGCGACCCGUGCGCCACCUGUUACUGCCGCUUCUUUAACGCCUUCUGCUACUGCCGAAAGAUCAGCACCAACCAUCCUUGUAGCCGCAAUUAG